CCAUUAAUAAAAAGGAACCCCUGUCAGAGGAGAAGCCUUUCCCACUACUUCCCUCUUCAUCACUCAGCCCAUUAUUAGGGUUUAUCUCCGACCCUGCCUCUCCGGAGGAAUAGGGGAAGAGAAGAAAUGGCUCGCCCGGCCGCGGGGCUGCUGCUGGCAGCGGCGGUCAUUUUUGCGGCAGCGCUGUCGGCGUCGAUCGCGACGACUGCUCCGGGCCCCCACAUAGCAGACUUGAACAUUCUUCUGCCUCCUCGUAUGACGAACCCUGUUGGGUACCGACUGCAGGGAAGCGAUGGCUGCUUCUCCUGGUCGUGGGAUCAUCAUGACAUUCUAUCUGUUCAACCAGAAUAUAAUGUCAGUAGUCGGUGCUCAACUAGUGCUCGGUUAAUAUCGAUUGCUCCUUAUAGCGGUCGAAAAGAGACUUCUGUUUAUGCUACAGACCUCCACACUGGAGCUACAAUACGGUGUAAAGUUUUCAUUGAUAAGAUCUCACGGAUCCAAAUAUUCCAUCAUGCUGUUAAAAUUGAUCUAGACGAACUGGCUACACUGCGUAUUCGUGGCUUUGAUAUUGAAGAUAAUGUAUUCUCAUCAUUGGUAGGCUUACAGUUCUUGUGGAAACUUGUGCCGAAAUCUUCUGUAGCAAGCAAUAUUCAUCAUCUCGUGCACGUUCCAUUGAAGGAAACUCCACUAAGUGAUUGUGGUGGUUUUUGUGGUGAUCUAGAUACACAAAUAGAGCUUGAAGAUAAAGGUGUGGGUUCAGAUUUAUAUGUUGUGAAAGGAAUCGAAAUCGGCCAUGAGGUUGUUAGUGCCCAAUUGCUUGAGCCGCAACUUCAGCAUGUGGCAGACACUAUCACUUUGACUGUUGCUGAAGCUAUGUCACUGGAUCCCCCAUCACCAGUCUAUGUUACUAUUGGUGCUUUUGUACACUACAAGCUUAGGAUUAUUCGUCUAAAUACUGUUAAAGUGAUUGAUUUGCCGUCUCGACAUCAUCGGUGGUAUGUGACAAACUCUUCAGUGGCAUGGAUAGAUGGUGUGAUGGGCACCACUCAUGCCUUGAAUCUUGGAUUCACAGAUAUUAUUGUUGAGGAUAUCAGAGUCUCUGGUCACAUACAGACAUCUUCCAUGCAUGUUGUUAUCCCACAUAAACUUAGCUUAUACCUGGUGCCUGUGACGAAUGCCUCCAUCCCUCUUCAAGGAAUAACACCUAUUCCCGCAUCAAAUAUUUGGUAUGUGUUUCCAGGGCAGGAAUACGCAAUUAGUGUGAAAGCUUUUGCUGAUGAAUCUGAUGCCAAUGAGAUACACAUCACAGAGAAUAAUAAUUUGAAACUGGAAAGCAGCACAAUUGAGUACUGGAUUUUAUCCCAAGUUUCGCAUGAUGUUGCCGUCACAUGUGACUGGAAGAAUUCUAGAUUGUUCACCCCCAUCUCGGAAGGAAAAGGAUUUCUUACAGCCUCUAUAACAUACCAAAAAGGAAAUACAUCAGAGGCUGAGGUUCUUAAGCAUGUGCAAGAAGUUAACGUGUGCAGAAAAGUGAAGUUAAUUAUUAAUGGACGGAAUGAAAGCUCAGAUAUUAUUCGUCUUCCUUGGGCCCCUGGAGUUUUUCAGGAACUUGAGCUAAAGGCAAUUGGAGGUUGUGGCAGAACAUUUGAAGAUUACAGGUGGUUUUCUUCUGAUACGGGAGUUAUUUACGUCUCUGCUUCUGGCAUUAUUCGUGCUAAAAGGCCUGGUCGAGCCACUGUCAAAGUGUUUUCAGCUUUUGAUUCUAUUAACUAUGAUGAGGUGGUAAUUGAAGUUUCAAUUCCUUCUUCUAUGGUUAUCCUGCCAAAGUAUCCUGUGGAGGCGAUUGUAGGAACUGAACUUCAAGCUGCUGUGACAUUAAAAACAUCCGAUGGAAGCUUCUAUAGUAGAUGCGAUGCUUUUUAUUCUUUUGUGAGGUGGAAAGUUUUAUCUGAGAAUGAAUCUUUCAAAAUCAUCAACAUGACAGGGAAGUUGUCAACUUUUAAUGCUGUCCAAAGUGCAAAAGGAGUUCAGACCUCACAUGCUUAUCCUUGUGCAUGGACGUACUUAAAUGCCACUUGUGCUGGUCGAGCUACAAUAGCUGCAACUUUGUCCUUUGAAUCACAAUCGUCGUUCGAGCCUUUUGAUAAACCUAUUAUUCUGAAAGCAUCUUCAACAAUAUCUGCAUAUUAUCCCCUUUUAGUUUUUCAGGCAGAGACAGGGGAUAAGAUUGGUGGCUACUGGGUCGACUUAACUAGAUUACAAACUGGGCUUCAGGAUUUAGAUAGCACAGGUUUGGAUGAGCUAUAUCUUGUUCCAGGGUCAUCAAUGGAUAUUCUGUUACUUGGAGGGCCCGAGCGUUGGGGCCAAAAGGUUGAAUAUGUUGAAACUGUCGAUGUUCUAGAUGAACCUGGUGGAUCAAUAACCAGUUCUGUUGUUGUUCAAAGCUCACCUUCAGCUAAGGAGAGUCUGUACAGAGUUUCUUGCCAAUUAAGGGGGAAAUCUAAACUGCUUUUUUCGCGUGGAAAUUUGGUUGGCAUCGAUCAUCCAAUGCCUGCUGUUGCAAGUGUGCAAUUGGUUGUUAUCUGCGAUUUUCCUUCAUCGAUCACACUAAUUGCUAACGAACCUGCAAACACUCUUGACGCUAUACAAACUGCAAACAAAGUUGAUCGUGGUGCUAGAAGACUUUGGGCUUCUCCUAUCAUUGUUUCCAAUGGACGUACCAUGCGUGUAGCUGCUGUUGGAAUCCAUGCAACCGAAAGAGCUUUUGCUAACUCAUCAUCCCUUUGCUUAAGGUGGGAACUUACUGGUUGUGAAGGACUGGCUUAUUGGAGUGACAUGAAUAGUGUUGAAAGAUUUGAAGCGGCAAUGUGGGAGAGGUUUCUGGUUCUGCUUAAUGCUUCAGGACUGUGUACUGUUCGUGCUACAGUGACUGGUUUUUCUCAGACAAAUUCUGAUCUUUAUGAGAAAGCAUAUUCAUUGCAUGAAGGUGCAGAAGAUGUACUCACAGAUGCUUUUAGAUUACAGAUGGUUUCUUCUUUAAGAGUUAUACCAGAGUCCGUUCUGUUGGUUUUUAAUCCUGAAGCAAAGGUUAAUUUAUCAGUUGCUGGUGGGACUUGCUUCCUCAAAGCGGUUAUAAAUGAUACACAAGUGGCUCAUAUAAUUCAGCAUCCUGAAAAUGUGCUAUGUUCGUAUUUAAUUGUUGGCGUUAAAGGCUUGGGGACUGCUCUAUUAACUGUCCACGACAUUGGACUUUCUCCUCCAGCUGCUGCUUCUUCUUUGGUUAGAGUUGCAAAUAUUGAUUGGAUUAAGUUAAUUGCUGAAGAAGAGAUAAGCCUUAUGGAAGGGGCCACAAGAUCUUUUGACAUUCUAGCAGGUACACAAGAUGGAAAUGUCUUUGAGUUUUCACAGUAUAUGUACAUGAACAUUGAAGUGCAUAUUGAGGAUGAGGUAAUUGUGCUUAUCACUGAGAAUGAUUAUUCAAGAGCUGGUGGUUGGGUACUAAAUGAACCUAAGUUUUCAAUUAGAGCUGCCCAUCUUGGAGUUACAUCCCUUUAUGUUAGUGCAAGACAACAAUAUGGACGCAAAAUUUUAAGCCAAGUUAUUAAGGUUGAAGUCUACGAGCCAUUACGUGUGCAUCCUGAUUAUAUAUACCUUGUACCUGCUGCCUCUUAUGUGGUUACCUUUAAAGGUGGUCCAAAAGUUGGAGCUUCAGUUGAGUUCAUAAGCACGGAUGAAGAAAUUGCGACUAUUCACAAAGAGACAGGAAAGCUUCUCGCCAGUUCCAUAGGAAAUGCUACGGUUCGUGCUGCAGUUUAUGCAAAUGGGGGUACUCUUCUCUGUGAAGCCUUUGGAAGAGUUGAAGUUGGGAUUCCACCAGCUAUGACUUUGAGCACUCAGAGCACCCAGCUUUGUGUUGGUUGUAGUAUGCCAAUAUUUCCAUCAUUUCCAGAGGGCGACUUAUUCUCCUUCUAUGAGAUUUGUCAAGGUUACUUUUGGACCACAGAGAAUGACAAGGUAGUGAAUUUCCAUGUGAAUAAAGAAUUACCUUGUGAAGCCAAAGAACUUCCAUGCUUUUCCAGUAACAGUGACAAGGGAUAUAUCAACGUACUGAUUGGGAGGUCGGCCGGCAAAACAAGAGUUUCUAUUUCUGUAUCUUGUGAUUUUGUUUUAACUGGUGAUCCUCAGCGUGUAACCUACAAUGCUUCGAAGUCUGUUACCGUGGUAGCAGAUCCUCCUCUUGCUCUAGGUUUGCCUAUAACUUGGGUGCUCCCGCCGUUUUAUACUACUUCAGAGCUUCUUCCUAGAUCGCCGGGAAUUGGACGGCCGAGCUCUCGUAAUAGUGAAAGUUCUAUCACUUAUUCUUUGCUGAGGUCGUGCGAUCAGCAUGACCUUCUAAAAUCGAAGGCUAUCACUAUCGACGGAAGUACAAUUAAAACAAGCGACAGCAAGAAUCUUGCUUGUAUCCAAGCAAAAGAUCAAUCAACUGGAAGAACAGAAAUAGCAUCCUGUGUAAGGGUUACUGAGGUGACACAAGUAAGGGCUGCUAUUGCAGAAUCUUCAUUCCAUGAAGCUUACCUUGCUGUUGGAGAUAAAAUUGACUUGAGUAUCAAGUAUUGCGAUGUUUUAGGUUAUAUGUUUUAUGAAGCAAAGGGGGUAGUUCCUGUGGAUGUUGAUACAAAUUAUCCUAAUAUUGUGUCUAUGAUCUUUCCAAAGGAUGAAAACAGUACCCAUGGUACAAACGAACAUGUCAUUCUGCAGGCUAGGAGCCCUGGUAGUGCUCUUGUACGGAUAUCGAUCGAUCAUAAUCCGAAGAAGGCAGACUUCAUCUUGGUAUCCGUUGGUGCUUUAAUCUAUCCUAGGAAUCCAGUCAUACAUGUUGGACACACUCUUAACUUUACUGUUGUUGGAGAUGGUGGCUACCUUUAUUUUGUAGGCAUGGAUGGGUUUGAAUCAGGUCGGUGGCAGAGUGGUAAUGAUAGUGUUCUUUCUGUAAAUGCAAUAACUGGAGAAGUUCAUGCUUGUGGUGAAGGGGUAGCUGAAGUCUUCUUCAAAAAGUCGAAUAUGAAACUGCAAACAACAGUUACUGUGCUGAAAGUGGACCAAAUAAUUGUUGAUGCUCCAUCUGAGAUCUUGACAAAUAUUCCAUAUCCAUCUGAAGGUUACAAGUUCCCCAUAAGAUUUAGUGAUUCCAUGGAGGGCAAGCAUAAGUUUGAAGCAGUUGGAAAACGUGUUGAAGCCUCUUUUGAUUGCAAGGUUGCACCACCAUUUAUUGGCUAUGCUAAGCCGUGGAGUGAUCAUGUUACAAAGAAAUCGUAUUGUGUUUUCUUUCCGUAUUCUCCUAGACAGCUGCUGAGUUUAAUGCCAAAGUCAGAUGUGAAUUUAGAAAAGGACAGUGAAAGUGGAGUAAUGUAUGUUUCAAUAGUUGCGUCGUUGAGAGAAGACCCAAGUGUUAUGGGAUCUUCACGUGCUCCAUUUGUCGGAGGAUUUUCAAUUGCAGAAGGGAAGCUAAACAUAACACCUCACUCCAAUAAAAGUGUGUUGACAAUCAUUGGGAACACGGAUGUUGAGAUAUAUUGGAACACCAAGGAUCUAUUGUCGAUAAAACCUCUUAAAUCAAGUGGUGCUGGUGUUGGUAGCCGUGUUGAGUACCAGGUUGAAGUCCUUCAAAGACAACCCUUCACGGACAAAAUUUAUAUUGUGCUUCCUGAAACAGGUCAAACUGAGGAAGUAGAUGUAAGCUACGAAGCAGGCGAAAGAGAACAACCAGUUCGAGUGACUGGUAUCACAUGGCCUGCAAUCCUAAUCUGUGCGUUUGUGUUGGUACUCACAGUCCUCAUUUUCCUGAGGUUGCUUGACAAGCCCGAAAGAUCCACCGCAUCGACUCCCUCGUCAACUGUUGUUACCGGUCCUGCAACACCGCCCCGGAUCUCUGCUCCUGUUGACUCUAACUUGUCUCCUCGUACGCCGCAGCCUUUCAUAGAGUAUGUUAGGAGGACGAUCGAUGAAACUCCCUACUAUAGGCGCGGGGCGAGAAGAUACGAUCCCCAGUACACCUACUAACAACGCCUGCCGCGUCUUAAGGCUAGGGAAGGGUGCGUGAAAUGGCAAUUUUGUAGAAUGUAAUCAGAAGUAGGAUUGGAGAUUAAGAUGUAUCUUUGCUGUUUCAGAAACUCCGUUUCAGAGGAAAACAAAAAUCAGGAACCACAUGCUUAUCGUAGAACUGUAUGAAAGCACUGAUAGAGCAAAUUACUUGUAUUACUCGUGGCCAUUGUAAGUUGACUUCUCGAGUGCUCAAAUUCCUUUCUUUUGCAUAUAUAUAUAUGCACAAAAAAGAAAAAAAAAACCUUUGUUUUUUGUUGUUUCUCAGCUGUGUUGGCGUAUUUGUGAAAUCGUAUGAUACACAAUGUAAGAUUAAUGUAAAAUUUCAGAAAAAAUGUUUACUUGUUUUGUUCAUA
Messenger RNA from Ananas comosus (pineapple), 6455 nucleotides. Its product is annotated as nuclear pore complex protein GP210. The record is from RefSeq and is a predicted model, not a curated record. Bases 127 to 6060 code for a protein of 1977 amino acids. Lineage: Eukaryota; Viridiplantae; Streptophyta; Magnoliopsida; Poales; Bromeliaceae. The transcript has 36 exons.